AUGUAUUCCAAUAAUUCCAACCCAUUCUUUGUUGAUGAUGAGAUGGAUGAAGAAUUCUUGAGGGGUUCUCGAAGAAAAUCUGGGGGUGGUGCUUACCCAAACAUUGAGGACCGACGACAACAUUUGCUAAGCCAAAUAGAUGCCUCUGAAGAUAGACAGCUAGAAAGUACAAAGAGAGCCCUUGCUAGUAUUUAUGAUUCAGAAAAAAUGGCCGUCACCACUGCCGAGGAGUUGCUUGUUCAAGGAGACCAACUGGACAAUAUUGAAAGAAGGACAGACGAGAUCACUAACACAAUGACUGCAACCCAGAAACAUCUCAACAAUAUAAGAAGCGUGUUUGGAGGUGUCAAGAACUUUUUCAGCCGUGGCAAAGACAAGGCAGCUGAGGAGAUUCCUCAACCUCCACCUCGCCAGAGUCGGUUAAAGGAAACAGUAAGCCAAGUAGAAAAGGAUCGACCACGAAAUCCAAAUAUCGAUUAUAGUGGCCUGCAAGACGAUACUAGUCCUACUGAUUUGGACAGCAAGUUUCUGGCUGGAAGCCGCAGACCUGAAGUACAAAAAGCUGAGUAUAUACGAAGGAUAACCAACAGCCAACAAGAGGUGAAAAUGAAUCAGAAUUUAGGUAAGUGA
Molecule: messenger RNA, 630 nt
Organism: Acanthosepion pharaonis
Lineage: Eukaryota; Metazoa; Mollusca; Cephalopoda; Sepiida; Sepiidae
Source: the annotation of a GenBank genome assembly